Ceratina calcarata is the source of this 1567-nucleotide messenger RNA. Its product is annotated as glyceraldehyde-3-phosphate dehydrogenase 1. Gene Ontology annotation, molecular function: NADP binding; NAD binding; glyceraldehyde-3-phosphate dehydrogenase (NAD+) (phosphorylating) activity. Lineage: Eukaryota; Metazoa; Arthropoda; Insecta; Hymenoptera; Apidae. The transcript has 5 exons. The record is from RefSeq and is a predicted model, not a curated record. Bases 112 to 1110 code for a protein of 332 amino acids. Gene Ontology annotation, cellular component: cytosol. Gene Ontology annotation, biological process: glucose metabolic process; glycolytic process.
CGAAGACUGAUACCGGUUAUAUUACCGUUUCCUGCCCUUCAAAUGACACUGCUGUUCCAGUAAGCGUAGUGUGCUGAUUGUUCUAUCACUUGCGACAACGACGACGACGAUAUGAGCAAAAUUGGAAUCAACGGAUUUGGCCGUAUCGGUCGCCUGGUGCUCCGGGCCGCUCUCGAUAAUGGUGCUCAGGUCGUUGCCAUCAAUGAUCCAUUCAUUGGUGUGGAUUACAUGGUAUACAUGUUCAAGUAUGAUUCUACGCACGGUAAAUUCAAGGGAGAAGUAAAAGUUGAAAGCGGUGCCUUGGUCAUUAAUGGCCAAAAGAUAGCCGUGUUCGGUGAACGUGACCCGAAGGCAAUCCCAUGGUCAAAAGCUGGAGCAGAAUACAUCGUCGAAUCUACUGGUGUCUUCACCACCAUAGAGAAAGCUUCCGCUCAUUUGGAAAACGGUGCGAAAAAGGUCAUCAUUAGCGCUCCAUCGGCCGAUGCGCCUAUGUACGUCUGCGGUGUCAACUUGGACAGUUACGAUCCAUCCCACAAAGUUAUUUCCAAUGCUUCUUGCACAACCAACUGUCUAGCUCCUCUCGCUAAAGUCAUCCACGAUAACUUCGAAAUUAUCGAAGGUCUCAUGACGACCGUGCAUGCCAUCACCGCUACCCAGAAGACGGUCGAUGGACCUUCCGCAAAACUGUGGAGAGAUGGACGUGGUGCCGCACAAAAUAUUAUUCCUGCCGCAACUGGAGCAGCCAAGGCUGUCGGCAAAGUCAUUCCGGCUCUGAACGGCAAAUUGACUGGUAUGGCGUUCCGUGUGCCAGUCCAUAAUGUGUCGGUCGUCGACCUGACUGUCAGACUUAACAAGCCAGCGACCUACGAUGCCAUCAAAGCCAAGAUCAAGGAAGCUUCUGAGGGACCCAUGAAGGGUAUCCUGGGAUACACGGAAGACGAAGUAGUAUCUUCCGACUUCAUCGGUGAUAACCGUUCCAGUAUUUUUGACGCUAAAGCCGGAAUAUCUCUGAACGACAACUUCGUCAAGUUAAUUUCGUGGUACGACAACGAGUUCGGUUAUUCAAACCGUGUUAUUGACUUGAUUAAAUACAUUCAAACGAAAGAUUAAGGAGAUCGUCGUUCGUUACACUUGCAACGUGUGUAUAAUAAUGUUUAUUAUAUGAGCAUAUCUCUCUGUUAAUCAUCAAAUCCAAAAACGAACGUAUAACAUCGAGAAUAUUUUAGCAUUACAAUUUUUCUCGCACAGUUAAUAGAACCGUAACGAAUAGAUAUUGAUUAUUAAACAAGUACAAAAAGAAUGUAAGUUUUUUCGAUUCCUUAAAUAUUAAUUGAUUGGAGCUUUUAUCCACAGUUUAAAAAUGAUGCAAAUAUAAUAUACAUGUAAUACGAAUUACAUAGUUGUGUAUGGAACGUAAAUCAUUCUAUUCUUUGUAAGCACAGGUUUGCUUUCGAUAAUUUAUUCAUUCAUCGACAACAUUCACGAUUAAGACUUAAUAAAAACUUGUGAUUUAUUUCCGUAAUAUUGUCAUGCGCAUAGACAUCGAUUAAAACUGUUACGAAAUUAA